AUGGCGCGGCUUCUCCGUGAAUACACUUUGCCUGGCGUGGAAGAUCCGCUUAGGACCACUGCUGCCCUGCUAGACGAUUAUAAGCGUGGAAGUUAUUAUGCCUACGAGUACGGAGACACCUGGUAUAUUGGGCUGAGCAGCCACGCGUCCCUCGUUGUUGACCCAGCGGGAGAGACAGCAACAAUCAUCGACAAGGAUGGGACAAAACUGUCAACUCCGGUUACGGAGCCGCUCGGCCAGAUUGCGACGCGCUUCGUUUCGGAGCAUGGAGGUCAUGGAAAGGUCUUCGGGCAAGUUGGCUUCAACUACGGAGCCCGCACGAAAGGCCGGACGUACGAACCGGGCCAGUGGCCCCUUUUAAGCCUAAUGAUCCCUCGAACCCAAGUUGCCCUGCGGAAGGAUACGAUCACCGUGACUGGAUACUACGAGGAGGAGGCGAAAGAGGUCUGCUCGUUCCUCCAACAUGGCUCGACGCACCACGAGGUCACCACCGAAUCUCGAAUCAGGCAUCCCCCGCUCGACCUGCAAGCCAAUUCCGCAGACUAUAAGACAAGGGUGGCCAAGGCCAUCUCGGAUAUCGACAGAGGGGCAUAUUCUAAAGCCGUCUGUUCUCGAGUUGUCCCUGUUCCGACCCGAGUGAAUAUGGCCGCCACCCUCCUUCACGGCCGUCGGUCCAAUACCCCGGCUCGUACGUUUUCCCUCAGCCACGGCGGCAUCCAGGCAACCGGGUUCUCCCCGGAGGUCCUCCUCUCUGUGCGGAAUGGGCGUGCAUUCACGGAAGUGGUGGCGGGCACCCGAUCGGUGGACCCUGCAAAUCUGGAGAACAGUCGAACUAAGCUGUUAUACGACACUAAGGAGGUCUUGGAGCAUGUCACCGUCGUCAAGGGAUUCAGCAAGCAGCUUGCCCAGAGCUGUGUCCCCGGCAGCGUGUCGAUCCGCGACUUCAUGACCGUCAUCGACCGAGGAAACGUCCACCAUCUGUUCUCGCACGUGUCCGGCCAUCUUCCGACAAGCCGGAGCGUCUGGGACACCCUGGGCGAUAUGUUGGGGUCUGUGGCAUCUCCGCCGCCGCCUGGUCAGGCAUUCGAUGAUAUGAUGCAGGCGCUCGAGCCGAGGCCCCGAGAGCUUUACUUUGGCGCGGUGGUGAUGCUUGACCCGGACGCAGACUUUUUUGAGGCCGCACUGGUUCUUCGCACAGUGUUCCAGGACACAAGCCGUCAAUGGCUACAGGCUGGGGCAGCAGUGACUCGGCAUUCGAAUCCGGAACGCGAGUUUGCGGAAACGUGCGAGAAGCUCAUGAGCAUGGCGCCUUAUGUGAUUGUAGAUACCACUAAGUUCGAUGGAUAA
Molecule: messenger RNA, 1347 nt
Organism: Aspergillus terreus NIH2624
Lineage: Eukaryota; Fungi; Ascomycota; Eurotiomycetes; Eurotiales; Aspergillaceae
Exons: 1
Coding region: 1-1347 (448 amino acids)
Biological process (GO): L-tryptophan biosynthetic process
Molecular function (GO): isochorismate synthase activity; oxo-acid-lyase activity
Source: RefSeq, a predicted model, not a curated record